Vitrella brassicaformis is the source of this 1059-nucleotide messenger RNA. NCBI's taxonomy places the organism in Eukaryota, Vitrellaceae. The record is from the annotation of a GenBank genome assembly.
GGCACACACGGGCCAUCCAUCCACCCAUCUAUGCCUCUUCCCCCUCCACCUCCACCUCCACCUCUCCAUCACUACGGCCAUCGCUACCGCUGUCGGUGUCCAAAUCGCCGACACCGUCGCUCUCGCUGUCCCCAUCCUCGCCGCCUUGCUCAUCGUCAAUCUGAAUCGCACCCGCCUGAAUCAAGGCCUCCCGCCGCUGCCCGUCGACACGAUCCGGGAAGUGGGUGCCGAGAAACAAGACUGCCUGGAUGGAUAAUAAGAGACAGACAAGACACUGACAGUAUGUGCCCGCGCUCCUUUGUCGACAUGAUGCCUCCAAGGCAGCCCACCGGCGCUGCGAUGGCCAUGUCGUUGUGUGCCUGCAGCUCUACUAUCUUGUCCACACCGCCGGCCUGCACGGAAGGCACAGAAAGAUAACCGUGUGUUUAUGGUGUUCAUUUUGCAUGAUUCUCUCCCUUGUUCACUCACCUGAUCCACCAGUGUGCAGUAGGGGUUGUCUGGGAGGCCCUCGGUGGCCUGCUUCUGCUCACCCGCACUGCAUACGAGAGCGCAACACGUCGGCAGCACACAAACGGCAUACUUUGCUGACCUACCUGAGUAUUUUGUCCAGGACGGAGAUCAUGGCGCUGAGUCGCUGGCUGUCGUCGCCAUCGAGCCGGUCACAGAAGUACUGGAUGCCGCCACACUCAACCACAUGCUCAACCUGUACGAUUGAGCAAACGCGACAUGAGCUCAGGAAACAUAUUCAAUGUGUGUGGGCGGCUGAUAUACACACCUGCUGCUGCGAUCCUCCCAAGGCUAUAUUUCCGACGCUUAUCGCCGCCAUGUCCUUCACGGCCUCCUCGGUCUCCCCGCCGGCCGCCAUGUUGAUCAGCAGAGGCACCAGCCCGCCAUCGAUGAGCGCCUGCUUGUGGGCAGUGGUGCCUGCAUCCAAUCAAUGCACACCGAACAGCACAGCACCCUACACAUGACGUGGGUGGAUCUUAUGUGUGUGAUAUUACCUCCAGCUGCCAGAAACACCACCAUCCAUGCGCCGUAUUUCAUCCUCGGCUCGGCCAU